Messenger RNA from Paraglomus brasilianum, 723 nucleotides. The record is from the annotation of a GenBank genome assembly. NCBI's taxonomy places the organism in Eukaryota, Fungi, Glomeromycota, Glomeromycetes, Paraglomerales, Paraglomeraceae.
AUGGAUCGCCAACAGUCUACGCAGUCUAUGCAAACAUACAAAAUUCGUAAGAUAGAAGAAUCAGUGCAAAAAAGCUGUACUCAAGAAGUUGUUAAGAUCAACCUUCCUGGUGGCCAACUCAGUAAAGUUGAGGUAUACGAAGCAAUACACGCCAAAUAUGAUGCCGAAAUAAUUGGAGAUGACCUAUUUAUAAGAAUUGACGGCGGAUUGAAGGCAGAUAUCCAUUUUCAACUAGUCUACUCUUUUAGGACGCAAAAUCCAAGCUUCCAUGCAAGUCUUAAUACAAUAUGUAUAGUUAGUGGACAUCAGCUUCGCCCAGAUGUUGGUGUAUGGUUUCAAAAGCCAACAUACCUACAAAGAAAAUCGCCUAUAUCUUCUCGGUGCCCACCUCCUAAUGUUUGGGCUGAGGUGUUUUUUAAUCGUAGUCCAGAUCGUUCCAAUGCUAUAAAUAAGAUCGAUCUUAUCCAUAGAGACUACCCCCAAAUUGAGUUUUUUGGGAUCGCUCUCUCUUAUUUUGCAACACCUUUUCAUGCACCUCCAAACCAAAGGCCAACUAAUACCACUCACGCGAGCAUUGCACCGGCACGUCCCAGAGCACCUUAUACGAUGCAUUGGGAUGUCAACCAUAACCCGAUCUAUUACGAAAUGGACUGGGACCUUCACGUUACGCUUAGAUGUGGUUUGAUUGUCGACUUUAAUACAGUGCUUGAUGAAUUGGCUUAA